Nycticebus coucang (slow loris) is the source of this 1803-nucleotide messenger RNA. RefSeq names its product acyl-CoA thioesterase 7 (gene ACOT7). Lineage: Eukaryota; Metazoa; Chordata; Mammalia; Primates; Lorisidae. The record is from RefSeq and is a predicted model, not a curated record. Gene Ontology annotation, molecular function: long-chain fatty acyl-CoA binding. Bases 333 to 1487 code for a protein of 384 amino acids. The transcript is spliced from 10 exons. Gene Ontology annotation, biological process: acyl-CoA metabolic process; palmitic acid biosynthetic process. Gene Ontology annotation, cellular component: nucleoplasm; extracellular exosome; cytosol.
CGCCUUGCGGGCAGGCGAGCCUGUCCACUAGGCUCCGCGACUCCGGCUGAGCCGGAGGGCGCCCUCCGCGCCACACGAGGGUCGCACGCAGCCGCUGCGGCUCGCGGGCCUUCCCCGCGCCAGCGCCGCCCAACCGCCGCCGAACCUUCUGGAAACGGCGCCCCAGCACGGCCCUCGCAGCCGCCAAUCCAGGACGUCCGCUAGAGCCAGCGGCGGCGGCCUUGGCUGCCCGGGAAGCGGGGCGAGGGGCGGGGUCUGGAGGGGGGCGGGGCCCGCACGGGGAGGCCGCGCUCGAUUCGCCCCCGGCGCGCAGACCCCGCCUCUCCGGCUCUAUGGCUCCGCCUCCUCCCUCCCCCUCCAUGGCGCCGCCCUGGCUCAUUCAUUCCGCGCCCGGCCUGCCAGACACUUGCGCUCUCCCGCCGCCGCCGGUUGCCGCCGUCGCCGCCAGCAUGUCGGACCCCGCCGUUGAGACGCCGUCCGCCAUCCAGAUAUGCCGGAUCAUGCGGCCAGAUGAUGCCAACGUGGCUGGCAAUGUCCACGGGGGAACCAUCCUGAAAAUGAUUGAGGAGGCAGGAGCAAUCAUCAGCACCCGACACUGCAACAGCCAGAAUGGGGAGCGCUGCGUGGCCGCCCUGGCCCGAGUGGAGCGCACCGACUUCCUGUCCCCCGUGUGCAUCGGCGAGGUGGCUCACGUCAGCGCAGAGAUCACCUACACCUCCAAACACUCUGUGGAAGUCCAGGUCAAUGUGAUGUCCGAAAGCAUCCUCACAGGUACCAAAAAGCUGACUAACAAGGCCACCCUGUGGUACGUGCCCCUAUCACUGAAGAAUGUGGACAAGGUCCUGGAGGUGCCUCCAGUUGUGUAUUCCCGGCAGGAACAGGAGGAGGAAGGCCGGAAGCGGUAUGAAGCCCAGAAACUGGAGCGCAUGGAGACCAAGUGGAGGAACGGGGACAUUGUCCAGCCUGUCCUGAACCCAGAGCCGUACACGGUCAGCUACAGCCAGUCCAGCCUGAUCCACCUGGUGGGGCCUUCAGACUGCACUCUGCAUGGCUUCGUGCACGGAGGUGUCACCAUGAAGCUCAUGGACGAGGUGGCCGGGAUUGUGGCCGCACGCCACUGCAAGACCAACAUUGUCACGGCUUCUGUGGACGCCAUCAAUUUUCAUGACAAGAUCAGAAAAGAACUGUCAUGGCACCCUCCUUGCUGUGUCAUCACCAUCUCUGGACGCAUGACCUUCACAAGCAAUAAAUCCAUGGAAAUUGAGGUCUUGGUGGAUGCUGACCCUGUGGUGGAUAACUCACAGAAGCGCUACCGGGCUGCCAGUGCCUUCUUUACCUAUGUGUCCCUGAGCGCGGAGGGCAGGUCACUGCCUGUGCCCCAGCUUGUGCCUGAGACCGAGGAUGAGAAGAAGCGCUUUGAAGAAGGCAAAGGGCGAUACCUGCAGAUGAAGGCAAAGCGGCAGGGCCAGACAGAGCCUCAGCCCUAGACCCUGCUCCCGCCACCAGGCCUCGAGCUGUGGCAACAGACCCAAUGUCCUAUCACUUAGAAGUUACCCCCUUGGCCAAAAACCCAAUUCACAUUGAGAGCUGUUGUUGUGUGAAGUAUUCGUAUUGCAGUGUUAAUCUAUACUCUCUCCUGAAAACCUACACACCAAAGCUUUAUUUAUAUCAUUCCAAUGUAAAUGCUACACAGUAUUGCCCCACAUGCGGGAAGCGUUCCACGAAAGCUCUAGGGAUACUUCCGCGUGCACUGUAAGGUGUGUGAAGAAUCCAGCACCUCUAAUAAAGCUGCUGUCUGGCUGG